Procambarus clarkii (red swamp crayfish) is the source of this 855-nucleotide messenger RNA. NCBI's taxonomy places the organism in Eukaryota, Metazoa, Arthropoda, Malacostraca, Decapoda, Cambaridae. The record is from RefSeq and is a predicted model, not a curated record.
AUGUUCAAAAAUGUUAUACCUACUGACACAGGAGAGAGUACAACGCCUGCCACAGGAGAGAGCACGACGCCCGCCGCGGGCGAGAGCACGACGCCCGCCGCGGGCGAGAGCACGACGCCCGCCGCGGGCGAGAGCACGACGCCCGCCGCGGGCGAGAGCACGACGCCCGCCACGGGAGAGGGCACGACGCCCGCCGCGGGAGAGAGCACGACGCCUACCACAGGAGCUAGUUCAACGCCUGCCGCAGGAGGAGAGAGCACGACGCCCGCCACAGGAGAGAGCACGACGCCCGCCACAGGAGAGAGCACGACGCCCGCCACAGGAGAGAGCACGACGCCCGCCACAGGAGAGAGCACGACGCCCGCCACAGGAGAGAGCACGACGCCCGCCACAGGAGAGAGCACGACGCCCGCCACAGGAGAGAGCACGACGCCCGCCACAGGAGAGAGCACGACGCCCGCCACAGGAGAGAGCACGACGCCUGUCAAGGAAGACGAUACAAUACCUGUCAAGGGAGACGAUACAAUACCUGUCAAGGGAGACGAUACAAAACCUGUCAAGGGAGACGAUACAACACCUGUCAAGGGAGACGAUACAACACCUGUCAAGGGAGACGAUACAACACCUGUCAAGGGAGACGAUACAACACCUGUCAAGGGAGACGAUACAACACCUGUCAAGGGAGACGAUACAACACCUGUCAAGGGAGACGAUGCAAAACCUGUCAAGGGAGACGAUACAACACCUGCCAAGAGAGACCGUACAACACAUCUCAGGGUGUGGUAUCGUGUUGACACAACAUUUUUGACUAUGUGUGAAAUGGAUAUUUGUGUAAGUGCUCGUGAAAGUGUAUAA